GUACUAGCUUUGCUGGGAAUGAAACUUCCAAUACUGAUUACCAUGGAUUUGAAUAUGUACUUUUCCCUUAUUCUUCUAAUGGUACUGUCGACUAUUGUGGAUCUAGCACUACAGUUUGUCGUUAUGUAGGAUAUCGUAAUUCCAAACUUCCAAGAGAUCGUUAUUGCGUAGCUGUCAAAAAUCCAAACAAUAUAAACUAUUAUAUGACAAUGGUAUUUACUUUUGGAGGUACCAGUGCUCGUCGUGACCUCGAUAAAUCUGAGGACACAUUUAAGAAAAACAUUUUCACUCGCGAGUUUGAUCGUCGUGAUUUCAAGCCACCUGAAAAAGAUGUUGGUGAUAGAUUCCAUCAUUAA
Racocetra fulgida is the source of this 356-nucleotide messenger RNA. Lineage: Eukaryota; Fungi; Glomeromycota; Glomeromycetes; Diversisporales; Gigasporaceae. The record is from the annotation of a GenBank genome assembly.